Parnassius mnemosyne (clouded apollo) is the source of this 753-nucleotide messenger RNA. The record is from the annotation of a GenBank genome assembly. Lineage: Eukaryota; Metazoa; Arthropoda; Insecta; Lepidoptera; Papilionidae.
AUGGAAGAAGGUGUUGCUGUCAAACAUGAAGGCAAAAAUAUUGAUAUCAAACAGGAAAAACAAGACAAUCUAGAAAGCUUUAAAUAUGAUUUCGAUUCUGGAAGCCAAGAUAGUAGUAAAAGUGGUAGCGGAGGUUAUCAACGAUGGGCGCCCAAUUUGAAUGGAGUACGAAAAAGUGCAUUUACACCGUACAAAUCUGUUCAAUGUACUGCACUAACUAAUUUACAAAGAGGUAACACGCAGGCGCGGGUUCCUGAAUUGCCUCAGCCCGAUUGUAGCUUUCACGCAAAGGCUGGGCGCGGAGAAAUAACCCGAGAAGACGUGAAACUGGAGCAAUAUGUUGAUAUUACUGAUGAACAUGGGCUCACUGCAUUACAUUGGGCCGCAAGUUAUGGACAGUUAAACAGUUGUCAGGAUCUUGUGUGGAGUGGUGCCAAUGUCAAUAUGAGAGGUCCAGAAGGUGAGACAGCAUUACACCUUGCUGCAGCUGGAGGGCACCACGAGGUUGUGAAAUUUCUUUUGAAUGAAGGUGCUGAUGCUGAUAUACAAGAUGAUUCUGGCAGUACAGCUCUCAUGUAUGCAGCAGCAGCAGAUUUUCCCUACACCUGCAAUGAACUUCUGAUCCGAGGAGCAGAUCUUACUCUUACCAAUGAUUAUGAUCAAGAUGCUUAUACUUUAACAACAACCAACAACUGUAAACUGGCACAAACUGUGAUAGAGAAUUUUUUGAUUGGAUGCCUCAGCAAAAUGUGA